This is a messenger RNA of Wyeomyia smithii (pitcher-plant mosquito), 1260 nucleotides long. RefSeq names its product Bardet-Biedl syndrome 5 protein homolog (gene BBS5). The record is from RefSeq and is a predicted model, not a curated record. The transcript is spliced from 3 exons. Gene Ontology annotation, biological process: intracellular transport; cilium assembly. NCBI's taxonomy places the organism in Eukaryota, Metazoa, Arthropoda, Insecta, Diptera, Culicidae. Gene Ontology annotation, cellular component: ciliary basal body; BBSome. Gene Ontology annotation, molecular function: phosphatidylinositol-3-phosphate binding. The coding region runs from base 28 to 1080 and encodes 350 amino acids.
UUUCUAUGGCAACGGAAACAGAUAACAAUGAAUCAAAAACCAGUAUGGAAAGAUCGAGAGAUCAAGUUUGAUAUCAUGAAUAUCUACAACACGAUUCGUACCGGUGAGAAGGUGCUGGAAAUUCUUGACUCCAUCGAAGACACCAAAGGAAACCUGGGCGAUCGAGGGCGCCUGCUGGUGACCAAUUUGCGUAUCAUCUGGUACUCCGUUACCACAAAUCGGUUCAGUUUAUCGAUUGGUUUCACCUGUGUUCUCACGAUGAACACCAAAACCGUGGUGUCCAGGGUACGGGGUACCACCCAGGCACUGCACAUCCUGAGUGUUGGGAAUAAUUCCCGGUUCGAGUUCGUCUUCACUAAUCUGACCGUAAACAAUACACGCCAUUUCUCGGUCAUAUUCGAUAUCUACCGACUGUAUCAGGCAUCGUUCCUAUAUCGGGAGCUAAAACUGCGAUCGUCGAUUGUCAGCGCUGGGCAGUUGAAUGUGCUUGCACAGGAGCAGGUGUUCAACACGAUCAAUGGGGUAUGGAAUCUUUCCAGUGAUCAGGGAAACUUGGGUAUCUUUAUCUUUACCAACGUGCGAUUAGUUUGGUUCGCCGAAAUGAAUAACAGCUUCAACAUAUCGUUACCGUAUAUGCAGAUAGCCAGCGUACGCAUACGAGAAUCCAAGUACGGACCGGCAUUGGUCAUACAAACUCUGGAUACAGCCGGAUCGUAUGUGUUGGGUUUUAGAGUAGAUCCCCAGGAUAAACUCUCCGAUGUUUAUAAGGAGAUACAGUCGUUACAUAGUGUCUACACGGAAACGCCUUUGUUCGGUGUGUUUUACGAGCAGAGACCAGAUGUUGUUCGUCCUCCUACCGAAUCGAUUGACGAUAUAGAAGAACUUGAUCAGUCGGCAUCUGGAGAGAUCAACAGCAAGUUUACGGCCUAUCUGGCGGAUUCCGAUACCGGCGGUAAGCGGCGUAAACCAUUCUACUGCAAAGAGCUAGGAUUUGCCAUGGAAGGGAUCAAAGACGGGUAUACAUUAAAGGAUUUGUGGGAAGUGAUCCCGAGUGCGUCAUCGUCAACCACGGUAGGGUAGUGAUUUAUCACCGGAAAAAUUGCUAGAACAGAUCUUUGGUCAAAAAAGAUGCUUAAUUGUUGAAUCGGACUGGAAUGCAAACAAUUUUAGCUCGGGGUAAAUAAAGUAACCAAUUUCACAUAUUCCCAAGUGAAGCAAUGUUUAACAUUGUAAAUAAUUCGAAAUAAAUGCAACCAUAUC